AGCGUUGGGUCGCGGUGGCUGUGAGGGCAGAAGAAAAGGCCAGGCUGAGGGGAGGGUGGAGGGUGAAAAGCUCGGGUCUGUGUUGGGGAAGGCCAGGCUCGCGCUCCUGGCCGGGUUCCGCGAAGGGAACCUUAGCUGACUUGGCACGCGGGCGAAGGGCAACGUCUGAGCUCCCGGCGUUCCAGGAGCGGCCUCUUUUGGAGGAGAACCUGAAAUGCAGCGUCUGGUGCACUAAGCCGUAGCGGCAGCACCAGCCACAGCGACAGCGCUGGGGCCCUGUGUAGAAGCUCCAUCCCUCUUGUCUUUGUGCUUGCCUGCGUCCCCAGACUCAGAGAUUAUCUUAGAAGACCUAGGACUCCAAAAAUGUUUCCCCUGAAGGAUGCUGAAAUGGGAGCCUUUACCUUCUUUGCCUCAGCUCUGCCACAUGAUGUUUGUGGAAGCAAUGGGCUUCCUCUCACACCAAAUUCCAUCAAAAUUUUAGGGCGCUUUCAAAUCCUUAAAACCAUCACCCAUCCCAGACUCUGCCAGUAUGUGGAUAUUUCUAGGGGAAAGCAUGAACGACUAGUGGUCGUGGCUGAACAUUGUGAACAUAGUCUGGAAGACUUGCUUCGAGAAAGGAAACCUGUGAGCUGUUCAACGGUUUUGUGUAUAGCGUUUGAGGUUCUUCAGGGCUUGCAGUAUAUGAACAAACAUGGUAUAGUACACAGGGCAUUGUCUCCUCAUAAUAUCCUGUUGGACCGAAAGGGACAUAUUAAAUUGGCUAAAUUUGGACUUUAUCACAUGACCGCUCAUGGUGAUGAUGUUGAUUUCCCAAUAGGGUAUCCCUCGUACUUGGCCCCUGAGGUAAUUGCACAGGGAAUUUUUAAAACCACUGAUCACAUGCCAAGUAAAAAACCAUUGCCUUCUGGCCCCAAAUCAGAUGUAUGGUCUCUUGGAAUCAUUUUAUUUGAGCUUUGUGUGGGAAGAAAAUUAUUUCAGAGCUUGGAUAUAUCUGAAAGACUAAAAUUUUUGCUUACUUUGGACUGUGUAGAUGACACUUUAAUAGUUCUGGCUGAAGAGCAUGGUUGUUUGGACAUUAUAAAGGAGCUUCCUGAAACUGUGAUAGAUCUUUUGAAGAAGUGCCUCACCUUCCAUCCUUCUAAGAGGCCAACUCCAGAUGAAUUAAUGAAGGACAAAGUGUUCAGUGAGGUAUCACCUUUAUAUACCCCCUUUACCAAACCUGCCGGUCUGUUUUCAUCUUCUCUAAGAUGUGCUGAUUUAACUCUGCCUGAGGAUAUCAGUCAGUUGUGUAAAGAUAUAAAUAAUGAUUACCUGGCAGAAAGAUCUAUUGAAGAAGUUUAUUACCUUUGGUGUUUGGCUGGAGGUGACUUGGAGAAAGAGCUUGUCAACAAGGAAAUCAUUCGAUCCAAACCACCUAUCUGCACACUCCCCAAUUUUCUCUUUGAGGAUGGUGAAAGCUUUGGACAAGGUCGAGAUAGAAGCUCGCUUUUAGAUGAUACCACUGUGACAUUGUCGUUAUGCCAGCUAAGAAAUAGAUUGAAAGAUGUUGGUGGAGAAGCAUUUUACCCGUUACUUGAAGAUGACCAGUCUAAUUUACCUCAUUCAAACAGCAAUAAUGAGUUGUCUGCAGCUGCCACUCUCCCUUUAAUCAUCAGAGAGAAGGACACAGAGUACCAACUAAAUAGAAUUAUUCUCUUUGACAGGCUGCUAAAGGCUUAUCCAUAUAAAAAAAACCAAAUCUGGAAAGAAGCAAGAAUUGACAUUCCUCCUCUUAUGAGAGGUUUAACCUGGGCUGCUCUUCUGGGAGUUGAGGGAGCUAUUCAUGCCAAGUACGAUGCAAUUGAUAAAGACACUCCAAUUCCUACAGAUAGACAAAUUGAAGUGGAUAUUCCUCGCUGUCAUCAGUACGAUGAACUGUUAUCAUCACCAGAAGGUCAUGCAAAAUUUAGGCGUGUAUUAAAAGCCUGGGUAGUGUCUCAUCCUGAUCUUGUGUAUUGGCAAGGUCUUGACUCACUCUGUGCUCCAUUCCUAUAUCUAAACUUCAAUAAUGAAGCCUUGGCUUACGCAUGUAUGUCUGCUUUUAUUCCCAAAUACCUGUAUAACUUCUUCUUAAAAGACAACUCACAUGUAAUACAAGAGUAUCUGACUGUCUUCUCUCAGAUGAUUGCAUUUCAUGAUCCAGAGCUGAGUAAUCAUCUCAAUGAGAUUGGCUUCAUUCCAGAUCUCUAUGCCAUCCCUUGGUUUCUUACCAUGUUUACUCAUGUAUUUCCACUACACAAAAUUUUCCACCUUUGGGAUACCUUACUACUUGGGAAUUCCUCUUUCCCAUUCUGUAUUGGAGUAGCAAUUCUUCAGCAGCUGCGUGACCGGCUAUUGGCUAAUGGCUUUAAUGAGUGUAUUCUUCUCUUCUCCGAUUUACCAGAAAUUGACAUUGAACGCUGUGUGAGAGAAUCUAUCAACCUGUUUUGUUGGACUCCUAAAAGUGCUACUUACAGACAGCAUGCUCAACCUCCAAAGCCAACUUCUGACAGCAGUGGAGUCAGAAGUUCGGCACCUUAUUUCUCUGCUGAGUGUCCAGAUCCUCCAAAGACAGAUCUGUCAAGAGAAUCCAUCCUAUUAAAUGACCUAAAGUCAGAAGUGUCACCACGGAUUUCAGCAGAGGACCUGAUUGACUUGUGUGAGCUCACAGUGACAGGCCACUUCAAAACACCCACCAAGAAAACAAAGUCCAGUAAACCAAAGCUCCUGGUGGUUGACAUCCGGAAUAGUGAAGACUUUAUUCGUGGUCACAUUUCAGGAAGCAUCAACAUUCCAUUCAGUGCUGCCUUCACUGCAGAAGGGGAGCUUACCCAGGGCCCUUACACUGCUAUGCUCCAGAACUUCAAAGGGAAGGUCAUUGUCAUCGUGGGGCAUGUGGCAAAGCACACAGCUGAGUUUGCAGCUCACCUUGUGAAGAUGAAAUAUCCAAGAAUCUGUAUUCUAGAUGGCGGCAUUAAUAAAAUAAAGCCAACAGGCCUCCUCACUGUCCCAUCUCCUCAAAUAUGAAGAACCAAGAGUGUGACUGCCAAAAGUCAGCGUGGCAUCAGCACCAGCAGCAGAGUUCUUCAUAUCCAUGCCACUCUCAGACAAAACUAGAUGUCCAGAUUGUUGCAUUUCCGUAAAGCUUGUCAUGAGACAUUUUUUAAAAUCUCAUAACCCACAUGUUCAGCUAUCCACGCAAGAAACUUGACUGUACAUGUAUUGCUGAAAGAAUUUUCUUAACAGUGAAAUCUGAUCAUAUAUUUUUACCACACUGCCACAGAAAGCCCAAGAAAUUCAGCUGACAAGACAGAUUUAGCAUUAUCAAGAAAUCCCAGUUGCCCUGAAAAAGCUGUCCUCCAUUGUACUGAACAGACAGUCCUGUUGAUUGUAUUAUUUAGAAACAUACACUGAAUGUGGGCUGAAAUCAUCAUCUUUCCAUGAUAAUGAAAAUUGAGAAACUAUUCACAAUGCAUUCCUUAUAAAUAAAUGCUACAUUUAGUAACUCAUUUCACCCAAAAAA
Messenger RNA from Nomascus leucogenys (northern white-cheeked gibbon), 3541 nucleotides. RefSeq names its product TBC1 domain containing kinase (gene TBCK). The record is from RefSeq and is a predicted model, not a curated record. Lineage: Eukaryota; Metazoa; Chordata; Mammalia; Primates; Hylobatidae. Gene Ontology annotation, molecular function: ATP binding; protein kinase activity. Gene Ontology annotation, biological process: protein phosphorylation.